AUGCAAAGUGCAUUUCGUGUAGUCAAUAUUGUAAUGGGUUUAAUGGCAGUAAUAGGCGCUAGUGUUUGGAUGGAUUUAAAAUACUUUAAACAUAAAGGUACAAUUAUUGGAAAUUAUUUAUUACCUGAACAAAUUGUUGGAAAAUUCGAUCAAUUAAAAUAUUUUCAAUUUAAUAAAAAUGAUUUAAUUUGUGCAUCGUUUUCAAAAUCAGGAACAACAUUAAUACAAGAAAUUGUUUAA
This is a messenger RNA of Rotaria sp. Silwood2, 240 nucleotides long. The record is from the annotation of a GenBank genome assembly. NCBI's taxonomy places the organism in Eukaryota, Metazoa, Rotifera, Eurotatoria, Philodinida, Philodinidae.